Molecule: messenger RNA, 1066 nt
Organism: Neurospora hispaniola
Lineage: Eukaryota; Fungi; Ascomycota; Sordariomycetes; Sordariales; Sordariaceae
Product: cytidine deaminase
Exons: 3
Coding region: 344-877 (177 amino acids)
Cellular component (GO): cytosol
Molecular function (GO): zinc ion binding; cytidine deaminase activity
Source: RefSeq, a predicted model, not a curated record
UGCGCUGUCUUUUGGCCGACAUCACCCCUGGGCAGGCUAAAGAAUGGUCUGGGGAACGGAGGUACUAAACAAUGAAAGACCCGGGAGAAUAUGGAUGGGAAGGGGAGGAGGGAUGAGAGGCGAGUUUGUACGAUACACUUUUCCAGUCUUCAACUCGAGACAAAAUUCAUGCCUAGUACCUACCGACUUGGUGACGACUACAACACACAAGUGCUCAUUCUCUUUUCGAAUUCCCAUCAAUUAGCCUCUUCCACCAUCCAGCCAUUCUUCACAUACACAAAAUAGAAGGCAUCCCCAACCCCAUAACCACUAGGUCACAUUCACCACCACCAAAACAACCACCAUGGCGCCCCCAACACCACCCAUCCUCAACGGCCACUCUGAGACCGUCAUCGCCCAAACCUGCCAAACCUACAACCUAACCCCCUCCGAAUUCGCCCAGCUGCGCGACCGCGCCGUAGCCGCCAAGGCCACCUCGUACAGUCCCUACAGCAAGUUCCGGGUCGGCGCCGUUUUGCUGUCCAACGGCAAGGUCGACGCCGUCACGGGAGAGAGGUCAUCAUCAGAGGGAACAUACACGCCGGGAGCCAACGUGGAGAACGCCAGCUACCCCGUGACCACGUGCGCGGAGCGGGUGGCCUUCGGUAGGGCGAUUACCGAGGGACACCGCGGGUUCAAGGCGGUGGCAGUGGCGACGGAUAUUAGCCCGCCUGCUAGUCCUUGUGGCAUGUGUAGGCAGUUUAUCCGCGAGUUUUGCGAAUUGAGCAUGCCUAUUCUCAUGUUUGAUAAAGAUGAGAAUUUCAGUGUUUUGCGGCUUGAAGAUCUUCUCCCAUUGUCGUUUGGCCCUGAUCAGAUGGGUAUUGAGGGCGCUGCUUAACUGUUUCCACAUGAUGGUCUCAGGGAAAGACACAGAAGAGUCUCACAAUCAUGUACACUUGAUCAACUUAGGUGUCAGGAGCCGAGCGGAGCGGACAGUUCAGGGAGUCAGGAUCAUGUAAACAUUAGGGGCAAAGCCCCAUGUAUUCUUCAUGACGCAGUUUGCACUCAUACUUGUAGACGUUCCAGC